GUUGUAUAAAAUGCGAAGAAGGCUAUUAUAUUGAUACUAAAACUAAGGCGUGUGCUUAGUGUUCUUCUAAAUAUACUAAUUGUUAAUCAUGUGAUAGUCUAUCUUGUAAAAAAUGUAAUAAUGGAUAUUAAUUUGAUUCUUUAAAAAAAUAAUGCUAAUAAAUCUCUGUUAAAUCUGGAACUAUUGUAAAAACUGGAACUACUGUAAAAACUGGAACUACUGGCACUACUGGAACUACUGGAUCUACUGGAUCUACUGUAACAACUGGAACUAAUGUAACUACUGGAGCUACUGGAACUACUGGAACUAAUGUAACUACUGGAGCUACUGGCACUACUGGCACUACUAGAACUACUGGAACUACUGGAACUACUGGAACUACUGGAACUACUGGAACUACUGGAACUACUGGAACUACUGGAACUACUGGAACUACUGGAACUACUGGAACUACUGGAACUACUGGAACUACUGGAACUACUGGAACUACUGGAACUACUGGCACUACUGGAACUACUAGAACUACUGGAACUACUGGAAAUACUUUAAAAAAUGUAAAUACAGGAAAAACUAGUAAUAGUGGAGUUACAGGAAACAAAGGAAAUAAUGGAAUAUCAGGAAAUAAAGGAAUAUAAUGCUCAACAGGAUGUAAAGAAUGCAAAUAACCUGGACUAUGCUUAUCAUGUAACUAAGGUUUUAUUUUUGAUAAUAGCACGAAAUAAUGCGUAACUUGCUUAAAAAAAUACACUAAUUGUAAAGAAUGUACGGAAACUAAAUGCACAUAAUGUAAUUCUGGAUAUACAUAUAAUGA
Ichthyophthirius multifiliis is the source of this 811-nucleotide messenger RNA. RefSeq lists its product as hypothetical. The transcript has a single exon. The annotation marks the transcript as partial. The record is from RefSeq and is a predicted model, not a curated record. NCBI's taxonomy places the organism in Eukaryota, Ciliophora, Oligohymenophorea, Hymenostomatida.